AUGAACAUGCUAGGAGUUUUAUUCCCACUGCUGUAUUCCCAGCUCCUCCUGGACGCAGCCUUUGGGAUCCACAGGAACGUCAGUGCUCCUCGCCACCACCCGCCGUCCUACAUGAUGCGCCUUUAUCGCAGCUUCAGACCCAGCCAGACCCCAUCCGAGGAUUACACGGAGCAAGACAGGUCCAAGCAGGCCGACACCAUCCGGAGCGUCAUGUCCAAGAGUUUGACCUACCGAGACGCACGCUGGGUCGCAACCUUUGACUUCUCCUCCCUGCUGUCAGACCACCACGUCCAGACGGCCGAGCUGAGGAUCCGCGUCCCCCCAGCAACCGGCCGCCCAGGGAACGUCACCGUGGAGAUCCAGCAUCAGCAGGACCGUCCGUGCCACCGCCACGACGUCUGUCUGGAGGACCAGUCGAUGGGGCUCCUCCCAGAAUCCUCUCUGAUCAGCUCGUCCAGCCACUGGAGGGUCUACAACGUCACCUCCCAGCUGGUCCAGUGGAUGGAGAAGACGCUGUCUCAGAGGAAAAGGAGGCUGCCGAGGAUCAGGAAAGACCACCCAGGCCUGAAGGCUGCGCCUAACGGAGCCAACAGGGCCAUGCUGGUCGUGUUCUCUCACACGGGAUCAAAGAAGGGCCCUCAGGACAAGGCGAGUCUCCUCCGGACGGCAGAGCGCUCCAAGUUCCUGCUGGCGUCGGACGGUCAGGUGGUUCAGAGGGUGAAGCGGCAGAGGAGCCGGAGAGGUCAGCCCAUAAAAAGGCAUUCGGAGACCCUGAGGCCAGAGAAGGAGAAGAAGAACCUGUGCAGGAGAGUGGACAUGCACGUGGACUUCAACCAGAUCGGAUGGGGCUCCUGGAUCGUCUUUCCCAAGAAGUACAACGCCUAUCGCUGCGAGGGAACCUGCCCCAGCCCGCUGGGGGAGGACUUUCAGCCCACAAACCACGCCUACAUGCAGAGCCUCCUGAAGCAUUACCACCCUGGCCGAGCUCCUUCUCCCUGCUGCGCUCCAACCAAGAUGAGCCCCCUCAGCAUGCUCUACUACGAGAACGGGGAGAUGAUCCUCCGGCACCACGAGGAAAUGGUGGUGGAAGAGUGCGGCUGCCUGUGA
Molecule: messenger RNA, 1107 nt
Organism: Colossoma macropomum (tambaqui)
Lineage: Eukaryota; Metazoa; Chordata; Actinopteri; Characiformes; Serrasalmidae
Gene: ndr2
Product: nodal-related 2
Exons: 3
Coding region: 1-1107 (368 amino acids)
Biological process (GO): BMP signaling pathway; SMAD protein signal transduction
Cellular component (GO): extracellular region
Molecular function (GO): cytokine activity; type I activin receptor binding; growth factor activity
Source: RefSeq, a predicted model, not a curated record